This is a messenger RNA of Sitophilus oryzae (rice weevil), 980 nucleotides long. RefSeq lists its product as uncharacterized. The transcript is spliced from 4 exons. Lineage: Eukaryota; Metazoa; Arthropoda; Insecta; Coleoptera; Curculionidae. The record is from RefSeq and is a predicted model, not a curated record. Bases 141 to 980 code for a protein of 279 amino acids.
UAUUGAAACUAUGAACUAUUUCAGCAUUUUCUGAAGUCUUCAGUGUCGCUUAUGAUGCGACUCAAAGCAAAACUGUAAUAAAAAUAGAUAAUCCUUUAAACGACACUGUUUUAACUAACUAUUCUGAACUAAAACUGUCCAUGACGAUUACUAAAGUUGGUGUGUCUUACGGAGAUGCAGUUUUAACCAUUAAGUUGCCCAGCCUUAGUUUUACCAACAAGUUUUAUGUGGGGACUUACUCUGUGGAAAAUGAUGCAGCUAAAAUCGAUAUUGAUGCUAUGUCAAUUGAAAACGCAGAUUUAUCACUUGUUGAUGUCACUCUAUCAGAUUACUCAGACUAUUUUACAACAACCUUGACUGAUAACAAAUUGACUUUGACAAGUUCAAAACCCUUAACUUCCGAGAUAACGGACAAGAACGAGAAUCUACCCAUCACGCUUACAGCAACUAGAAAAAGCGACAACAGUGUAUUGGCCACAACCAGUCUAGUUAUCAAUUUACCUUCUAGUACCAGUGAUAGUAAAAAACCAGAAUUCACCAAAUUCACCUUUAAUGGAACCUAUACUGUCACAGAUAAUGCGGCAACUGUUGCAUUAGAUAGUGAUAUAAUUAUACUAAAAAAGAGUGGCAUCACUGUUACUUCAGUUUACAUUGAAGAUGCAACAUAUUCAGGUAAUUUUGAGCUAGAGAGUAAAGAAGAAAACACCUAUACAAUAAAAGUGAACAGUUUCUUAUCUGACAACACUCUUAAAACUGAAACCAGUCUUGUUUUCACUCUGAUAGCUGUAUCUAGCGACGGUGUUAGUGGUUAUGCAUCCUUAGUAAUUACACUUCCAAAAAUAGCUAAAGAACAAUCAGUUAAAUUCAAAGACAUUUUGUAUACUUCAGAAUACAAAAAUGGAGAACUUAAGUUAAACAUUGACUUAGAAACGGAUUCUAGUGAUAGUGACAUCCAAUAUUUGUCCUCUCCAAUGGUAUGA